Plasmodium gonderi is the source of this 1980-nucleotide messenger RNA. RefSeq lists its product as hypothetical. The transcript has a single exon. Bases 1 to 1980 code for a protein of 659 amino acids. NCBI's taxonomy places the organism in Eukaryota, Apicomplexa, Aconoidasida, Haemosporida, Plasmodiidae. The record is from RefSeq and is a predicted model, not a curated record.
AUGUUAAUGAAUAAUGGAAAGAAAAAAGGAAGAUACAUAUUUUUCCUAUUCAUUUUAAUUUCACAUGUCAUCAAAAUGAACGAAUGUGUGACAGCCAAGUUCCAUGUCCCCCGCACCUUAGACAAAUGCAUGAAAAGAAAAGGAUUGUCAGAUUUUUCCAAAAUGCAUAAAACAAGGUGUAAAAAUGGCAUGUUUUUUAUCUCUCCUUUUAAUGAACGAAACAAGAGAGAAAAAACAAAAUAUGUGUUAACCUUCAUGAGAAGUAAGUUUGCUAUUAGGAGGUUAGGGUGUAGAGAGGUAGAACGAGUAAAAAGAGCAGUUCAGGAAAAUCGGGACGACAAUGAUAGAAGGAGACAUUCCAAAAAACUUAUCUCACGAUGCAAUGCAAGUAAAGUGGUCACCCCCCAUAAUACUAAUGUGAACGAUAUGAAAGAUGACAAAGAAAAGGAAGAAAUAAUCUCGAGCUCUACUGAACUGAUGAAACACCUGACAUUUAACUUCGAUGAGGAGUGCAAUGAAAUUAUGGUAAGACUGGGGAAUUUUUUAGAAGUAUCCCCACACCUACUAUUUAAAGAUGUGUGUGUAAACUUAAAUAAAAUAUUCACAAAUUUGUACACGUACGAUCAUGAAAAUAACCCAUUUGCAAGCACGAAACAUACAUUAAAUAUAACUGACGAUGUUAUAAAACAUAAUAAAUUUAAAAUCUAUUGUGUAUUAGGAUUAAAAGUGCUGAGAAUAUUUUUAAUAAAAUAUUUAAGAAGUAUAAAAUUAUGUAUCCCUGUAGAAGUACGAAAGAGAUAUGUGGCUGACUUUUUAAAAAUUGAUCAUAUAUCAAAAAUAUAUGAUCCAAAAUAUAAUUUGAUUAAUUAUGAUAUAUUUAAACAACUUUCUGAUAAAUUAAAAGCGAAAUUAAUAUAUUUUUAUUUAGCUUUAAAACCACAAGAUGUACCAAAUGUUCUUGUGAAAAUAUUUAAGGCUGCUAAUUAUAAGGAUGAAAAUGAACUAUUAUAUAAAUAUAUUUACAAGUCCAAAUUUACUUCAAGGGGUGGAAAAAGAUUCCGUAAGAAUAUUUCAAAAGAAUACAUACAAAUUUUUGAGAAGGACAAAUUAGUUAGGAAACAUCAAUGUGACUCUGACAUUUUAUGGCUCCGAUUUUUUCAUUUGUUGAAAAUUCACAACCCCGAAAUGGCAGACAAGAAGAAAAUCCUAAAACAAACUUAUCGCCUCGUUUUUAGCAAAAUGAGCUUUGCAAACGAUGAGUUACUUCAUUUGUUUUCUCGGAAUGGUUUUCUCAUUUUUGACGAGCAGAGGGAAACGUCCAAGGGAAACAAUGCAUUAGGAGGGAACCAGGUGGAGACAGACGAGGUGGAGGUCACCCCAGUAGAACCGAAUCUGUCUGACAAAACUAGUGGCAACAAAGAGACAGAAGAUACACGAACGGCAAGGGAAAAGGUCCGCAUUGGAAAGAACAGGAAAAAUCAAGUAAUUAAUUACAUUAGUAACCUGAAAAAGUUCAUCUAUAAUUAUAUCCAGAAAAACAAAACUAUACAUCACAAUUUUUAUGUAUUAAAGAAAAACAUCAACAUGCCCAAGAACAGUCUAUACGAUGAUAUAAUAUCUCCCCAUACAAACUUGUAUCAUUUUACCAGUAUGCAGAGCAAGCUUAUAAAUUGCGAAUCUAGUGGUGAGGUUUCACGACCUAUGAACGAACAUACUUCACAGGACUUGCCUGACCUAAGAGGAACCACGAUAAAGGAAGAUUCUAAUGAUAAGGAGACAACAACCAAAGAGGAAUUAUCAUCCCCUCAAAAUGAUAUAGACCUCUACUGCAACACAGUUAUAAACAACACAAUUGAUUUUAUAUUAGACAUCAUGAUGGAAAGCGCAGGCUUUGGAAAUAUAAAAACUUUACUUGGCAUAUACAGCUCUCUAGGCACUAACAAGGAGUUCAAGUUGGUACACUUCAAGCACAAGUUGUAG